Fusarium keratoplasticum is the source of this 1182-nucleotide messenger RNA. Its product is annotated as PAPA-1 domain-containing protein. Gene Ontology annotation, biological process: chromatin remodeling. NCBI's taxonomy places the organism in Eukaryota, Fungi, Ascomycota, Sordariomycetes, Hypocreales, Nectriaceae. The coding region runs from base 1 to 1182 and encodes 393 amino acids. The record is from RefSeq and is a predicted model, not a curated record. Gene Ontology annotation, cellular component: Ino80 complex. The transcript is spliced from 3 exons.
AUGAAUUCUCGUCCGCGCCGCUCGGCGGCCACCAGGGCGAAUGAGGUUAUUUCCGUUCACGCCAGGAUGGCUGACUCCCCCGAAAGAAACGAGCGAAGCGAACGAAGCAUGUCGUCGAGACGGUCUGGUCGCGCCUCAGGCGUAUCUGUCUCCCGAGAUGCCCCCUCCUCGCCAGGCGGUGACCCGCAUCUCAGCUUGACUGUCAAGAUGCCAUCCAACAAGCUACGACAGGCGACACGUGGCGGGCGUGGCUUUGAGGGUGGUGAAAUUGUUUCAGGCAAGCGAAACCGGGGCGCAAAGAAGAGCUACGUAGUCGACUCCAGCCCCGAUGAAGAUGAGGAGGAGGAGGAAGAGGCAGAGAUUGAGGUAGAGGAGGAGGAUGACGACGAAAUGGAGGAGGAUGCUGAAGGCGAGGAUGAUAUGGACGUCGACGCCGAGGGAGAGGAUGCCGAAGGCGACAUCGACAUGGACCUCGCCCCUCCUCCUCCCACCAUUACCGUUUCCAAGCCAUCUAGAUCCAAGCCGGCGCCUAGAGCAUCGGCUUCUAAGGUGGUGCCAGAUGACGACGAUGACGAUGAUGAUCUCAGUGACCCAGCCGAUAGCGAUGCUGGCGACGAGACUAUGGGCUUCGGAGAUGAAACCAUGGCCGAUGAGGACGCUGAGGGAGAGGAGAUAGAAGUCGCUGGCCAAGAAGGCGACGAGGAAGAAGAGGAAGAAGAGGAGGCAGACAGCGACGACGAGGGCAGCCAAGACGAGUCUCCCGACCUCACCAAGAUGACCAAGCGUCAGCGAGCCCGCUUCGAGGAUGAGCCGCAACAGUACAUGAAACUCUCCGAUGAGGUCCAAGCCAAGAAAGUGUUUACGGCAGAAGAGCUGUCUAUGCGACGCCAAGAAAUGGCCCGACGACGCCGCAACCUCAGCGAGAAACGAAACGAGGAAGUCAAGAUGGAAACCAUCAACAAGCUACUCAAGAAGCAGGCGCCCAAGAUCAACCGCAAGGCAGCCGGGAACGGAGACGCGGGCGAUGACAGCCAGAAGCCCAACCCAGCCUUUAUCCGAUGGGUCAGCAACAAGAGUGGCGUGCGGGUUGCGGUGACAGAGGAGAUGCUCGAGAGCCCGGCCGGGACAAUCUUUGGGCCAGCUUCGAAGCCAGUAUCUAGAAAGCUGGUGGAAGAGGUUUGA